This is a messenger RNA of Atta colombica, 913 nucleotides long. RefSeq lists its product as uncharacterized. Lineage: Eukaryota; Metazoa; Arthropoda; Insecta; Hymenoptera; Formicidae. The record is from RefSeq and is a predicted model, not a curated record. The transcript has 2 exons. Gene Ontology annotation, cellular component: dynactin complex. Gene Ontology annotation, biological process: cytoskeleton-dependent cytokinesis. Bases 344 to 913 code for a protein of 189 amino acids.
AAAAUUUUCUUUGGUUGUACCUUAAUUUAAAGUUAAACAGAAGAGUAUGAUCGAAUAAUAUCUUAAGCAAUAGAAAGUUUACAUUACAUGUCGAGAGAUAACCAAGAAUUGUCUGUGUGCUGUCUAGUAAAAAUCUAAUUCUACCGUUUUAUCAUUGACUCGUACAAGUCAUUUCGUUAUCGUAAUGUUUGUCUCUUUCGGCAUUUAUCAUGUUUUCGUUUAGUUUAUAUAGCAGUCUUGUUGACCGUCAAACUUUGUAUUGCUUAUAAUGUAACAGAAAAAGGUGAUUUUCUUCCGUUCAGUAUAUAAUAAAGUGAGUGUGUCCGCAUAUACAUCUCUCGAGAUGUCGUCUGUCAAGUUGCUAGAAGAGAGAAUUGCUAAUUUAGAGAAACAAGUAUAUGGGCUUGGUAAGAUGAUGAAUAUCGAUGAUCCUGCACCAUCAAACGUUAUUAUCGAUCGACUCACAGACGUCAAUUCAUUAAUCAGCUCAGCAUUAUCAGGCAGAGAAAAACCAAACGCGCUUAUCAAACGUUUGCCAGAGUUAAAUGGCUACUUGGAGCCUACUUGUGAAGAUGUUGAUAUACCCACCAGUGCUAAAGCACAGCUGUUGUUGACAAUGGAGCCAGAGAUUGUAGAGAACUACAAGCUGUUAAACAAAGUACAGGAACUCAUGCCUAUGUUGGAAUCAGAACGUAUCAAAGAUGCGCCUGAAUUAAAUAAUACACUCAACAAACUAUCACUAUUGUAUCUCGAAGCUUACGAAGAUUCCAAAGAGUUGGAUGCUCAUGUACAUGAUCUGCUGUCUAAAUAUAAUGCAGUUAUAAAUAGUAUAUCAGAAUCAUUAAUUAUUUUAGAUAAUGCAGUUACAGCUGCAGAAGUAGCAGCUAAGUCGAAGAAACAGACAGAUGAUUAA